GCCGCUCGUCUUGUCUUGUGUUGGUUUUGCAUUUGCACUGUCUUCUUGGUUUCUUCUUCCUUAUUUUACGACUUUAACGAACUCGUGUACACGAUGGAGCAAGUUACCUCGUCCUUGGCCCCUGCCCGUUCUUCCCAAAAGUCAAAUGCACCAGCCUCCACGUCCUCGGCCACAGGCAGCGUCACGAAACGUCUUGGAAACGAGCUUGUGCAACUCAUGAUGUCUUCGUCCCCGGGCAUUUCAGCGUUCCCCAAAAAUGAUGGCAAUUUGUUUGAAUGGGUCGGCACAAUUGAGGGUGCGCCGGAAACCAUCUAUGCCGGGCUGAGCUUCAAGAUCACCAUCUUGUUCCCUCCCAAUUACCCCUACGUUGCCCCUAAUAUCAAGUUCGAUACUCCGUGUUUCCACCCGAAUGUCGACAUUGGAAGCGGUGCUAUCUGCCUUGACAUUCUCCAGGACAAGUGGUCGGCCGUCUAUAGCGUGCAAACCAUUCUUCUAUCCCUGCAAUCCUUACUCGGCGAACCUAAUAAUUCUUCCCCACUUAACACGGAGGCCGCAGGCCUGUGGAGCAAGCCCGAUGCCUUCAAGGUGCAAUUGAUGAAGCACUACCGACCCAUCACCGCAGACUCGGCCUGAAUGGCGCAUGUAGCUUAUUGUACCCACUACACAUAUUCUUGCAUACAUCCUCGCAUUUGCAAUGGCAUUUUUUUGUUACCG
This is a messenger RNA of Coprinopsis cinerea okayama7#130, 714 nucleotides long. Its product is annotated as ubiquitin-conjugating enzyme E2. The record is from RefSeq and is a predicted model, not a curated record. The transcript has 8 exons. NCBI's taxonomy places the organism in Eukaryota, Fungi, Basidiomycota, Agaricomycetes, Agaricales, Psathyrellaceae. The coding region runs from base 94 to 633 and encodes 179 amino acids.